UAUAGUUAUAUCGGGAACUAUACUGUGUAUGAUUCAGUGCACUUAGUAUAAAGUAACGUUAGCAACUAGGACUGCAAGUUGAUGCAUCAGUUGUCAAGAUGCGAGCAGUCUUUGUGUUAGUCGCUCUAGGCCUAACUGUGGUUACUGCUGUCCCAGCGAACAUUACAGGGAUUGUGGGUGGGUCGGAGACCGUCAUCAGUAGGUAUCCUAGCAUCGUUGGUUUGUUGUACUCCAGCGAUGGGAACAACUUCAACCAAGUAUGUGUAGGCGCUAUUGUCAACAUGAAGUCUAUAAUGACUGCUGCACAUUGUGUAUAUGGUGAUGCAGUCUACAAAUGGCGCGCCCGAGCUGGUUCGAGUUGGGCCAACUGGGGUGGCUUUAUGUACUCUUUUAAGUCCUUCAUCAUCCAUCCCAGCUUUAACUUCCGAACUAUGAACAAUGACAUUGCCAUAUUACACCCUACUACUGAUAUCGCCUAUACAAUUGGUAACGUCGUUAAACCUGCUUCUAUUGCCGGCCCGAAGUAUAACCUUCCUGUAAACGACAUUGUCUGGGCCGCAGGAUGGGGAUCUUCAGUCGUUGGUGCAGCCCCAGAUGAGAAGCUUCGUCACAUCGAAGGUCGGAUCAUCAGCGAGCAUACUUGCUCAUCCAAGUAUGCUGCAGUCGGUGCUAAUGUGACUAGCGACAUGUUGUGCUUCGGCUGGCCCUAUGGUGUGUCUCGCAAUCGGUGCCAGGGUGACUCUGGCAGCCCGGUCUACCAUCACACCACUCUGGUCGGGAUCAGUUCAUGGGGUUAUGGUUGCGAUAUUCCUGGCUACCCCGGAGUCAAUACUCGUAUUUCCAAACUGUCAAUAUGGAUUCAAGAAAACUCACCGGUUUUCUAAUGUACCUCAAUAGAAGGACCGGUAAUGUAGAUGUCAAAUAGCGAGCAUAUCUAAGCGGUGUAACGAGUGUUCAUGGGUGAUCGCUUCACAUUUGGUGAAAAAUGUAUUUGCAUAAAUUGCAAAAUAGGGGCAGCUAUUUUA
This is a messenger RNA of Spodoptera frugiperda (fall armyworm), 1025 nucleotides long. RefSeq names its product trypsin, alkaline B-like. Lineage: Eukaryota; Metazoa; Arthropoda; Insecta; Lepidoptera; Noctuidae. The transcript has 4 exons. The record is from RefSeq and is a predicted model, not a curated record. Gene Ontology annotation, biological process: proteolysis. The coding region runs from base 99 to 884 and encodes 261 amino acids. Gene Ontology annotation, molecular function: serine-type endopeptidase activity.